Daldinia decipiens is the source of this 1150-nucleotide messenger RNA. RefSeq lists its product as uncharacterized. The record is from RefSeq and is a predicted model, not a curated record. The coding region runs from base 77 to 844 and encodes 255 amino acids. Lineage: Eukaryota; Fungi; Ascomycota; Sordariomycetes; Xylariales; Hypoxylaceae. The transcript is spliced from 3 exons.
AAAUCUUAGUGAGCGUCACUUCACUUAGACACCAUCAAGAGUUAUAAGAGGGAUUUCACAUCAAACCCUCUCAAUCAUGUUAAUCCUCGGAGCCAUAAGAAGGGCUCAACGGAUUCCAUUGAGAUACAAUGCUAUAAACUUCCAAAAUGUAGCCCCCCGUAAUCUUUCGUCUGUAAGGCAGAAUUUUCGAGUCUUGGGCAUGAGAUUCGAGACAACCGGAACAAAUACAACGAAGACAGCUACAGCAAACACCGCGGCUAGUCCCAAGCCGCAAACACCCAGAUUCGCAUACCCAGAGAACCUCUGCGUAUACCACGCCGGCACAGGCCGGAUAACCUUCCUAGCCUGCCUGAAGAUCUCGACGCUCUUCAUCUUCGCCUUCUUCGGCUUCGUCGUGACCCCCGCGUACCUCGACCGGGAAGGCCUAUCGCCCACCGUGCUCCGCACAACGCUCUCGGCCAUCAUCCCCCUGCUCUUCGUAGCGUACACCACGUCCCCCUUCGUGUCCUUCAUCCACAUGCGCCUACCGCCCGUAGCGCGGCAGUCCGAGGACAUGCUACGGCGAUUCGCGCGUGCGAUCCCCGCAGACACGGAGCUCGACAUCACGACCAUGAGCUUCAUCGCCAAGCCGCGCGUGAGCCGCGUGAAGCUGUCGGAACUACGCCCCGUGUCCCGAAGGUUCGGCAUCGUGAACCUCGCCCGGGACACCACCGCGGAGAACGCCGCGAGGAAGUGGUACCAGUUCCGCGCCGUGGGCGAUUUCAACGCCCAGGGUAGCACCGCGACGCGUGCCCCGUGGGUCUGGGAGAGCAUCCUGAAUGUUAUACAAAAGCCUCGGGUGUGAUUUACGAGUCUUCCGCUAUUCAUAAGCUUUAAUGUAUAUAUACUCUCGGACGUCACCCGGCUCUCUACGGCAAGAAGUGGGUUAAUUUGGCCUCUUCGAAGCGGCCUGCGGUAACGAUUAUAACACACUAAGAGCCGUGUCCCUCACCUGGUUCUCGGGCCAUUGGCCAUAUCAUGUAAUGUACAACAGCUUCUGGCAUAGCCAAGCAAAUCAAUCACUAUAGCGGGCUAGAAGCUCUAAAGAAAUAGGCAAGUCGGUUAGGGCGCACGGAGUUAAUCAAGCCUAUUUAAAUAUACUCAUACUAAG